UUGCUCUGCUGCUGCUGCUGCUCUGGGUGCCUGGUCCGCUGUCUUCGCUCUGCUCUGCGAGGGAGCCCUGGCCAGAGAGGGCUGCUGGCGGGGCUUGCCUUGCCUCUUCCUCCCCUCCUGGCUUUUGGGGAGACUGCGCUGCGCCAUGUAGUGUGGGGGAGCCCUUGCUUUCCCCUUCUCCUUCUUCUUCGUCGCCUUGGCCAAAGGGAGCCCAGAAAGAGCAGCAGCAGGAGGAGGAGGAGAGGCAAGGGACGGACAAGAGGAGAGGGACUGGGCAGCCCCAGAGGAGCCCUGGCCAUCUCGCCUGGGUGGAGAUUCAGGGUGGUGUGGCAGAGAUAGAAGCUUGAAGUCAUGACGUGAAAAUGCAUGAUAUGUAUGAAAUGACUUAUUCAUGGAGGAUCAUAAAACAAAAGGAUCAUAAAACAAAAUUAAUGAAGUAAUCCUAAAAUAUAUUGCUUCAAGUGUUUUUCAGAAUUACAAGCUGCCCUUGUCAACUUCAACUCAUGGCUACCCUGUGAAUGAGACAUCUCCAAGUCCCAAUCCUGCGGGAGAGGCUACCUCCAAGCUGGUCCUGACUGCACCUAGCUCAGUAGCUCUGCUCAAGCAAAUAUAAGGCCUUCUCAUCAGAAGCAAUGCAUGGGAAAUCCACCAUCUAUACUGUCUAGAGGAUUCUGCCAGAAAGAGAGUAAUGUUCUCUUAACACCAGCGAAUCUAAAUGAGGAUCACUUUGAAAGAUAGAAACCCUUUUCAAUACAAAUGCCAAUGUCUUGUGAGAACUGAGCACUUCAGCCCUUUGCAGUACACCCUUGUUAUAUCAUGGGACCAGACAGUGGGUUCUUCAGCACCGGGCUGCUUCAUAUCAUCGUAUGGGGAGGCUUGGCAGCCAUGACAAUGCUCCUGUUUUUCAGCUUUCUUGUCUUCCUCUGCUCUAGCUGUGACAGGGAGAAGAGACCCAAGCAGCAGAAUGGCGACCAUGAAAAUCUAAUGAAUGUGCCAUCAGAUAAAGAGGCAUUUAGUCACUCAGUCACAAGCCUGACGACAGAUCCACUUGCCAGCAGUGAACAGAAUGGAGGACUCAGUAAUGGUGAUGUUCUCUCAGAAGAUAGCACAACUGCUUGUAUCCAGCCUUAUGAAGAAGUGCAAACAUCAGUUACUGAUCUGUUGGAACCACAAGACAGCUUGGGAAGGUCUUUAAAAUGUCAUCAGAGCAGAGAGCUACCUAGAAUUCCCCCAAAUAAUGCCAUAGAAACUAUUUUGUCUACUAGAAAUACAGAAAAUGAUCAGAGUCUGGGAAUGGAAGGGCCUUAUGAAGUGCUGAAAGACAGCUCCUCCCAAGAAAAUAUAGUUGAAGACUGUUUAUAUGAAACUGUGAAGGAAAUUAAGGAGUUGGGAGCAACAUCCAACACAGAGAAGAGCAAACCAAAAACUGCAGUGGUUGUUAAUGGAAGACUAGACCAUGUUCUGGCACACAAGGUUGAAUCAGCUGAGUAUGCCUCAGUUGACAGAAAUAAGAAAAGCCGACAGAGUGCUAAUUCAGAGAGUCCUCUUAGCAGCACUCCAGAUGUGGAGGAUGAGCCACCACCUCCAGUACCCCUGAAACUCCUUGAUGAAAAUGAAAACGUGCAGAAGAAGGAAGCCAAAGAGGAGGAAGAAGUGGCAGAAGGACCUAGCGAACCUGACAAGAGGCUUAGUUCAUUGUCUUACAAAUCUCGGGAAGAUGACCCAUCACUUACAGAAGACGAGAUUUCAGCAAUGUACUCCUCUGUAAAUAAGCCAGGGUUGGCCACCAGAGACUUGGAGUCUACAUACACCUGUAUUCCAGAAACCGUACCUCAAAAGUCACCAUCUAUUUGCAGUGCCCUCUAUGCUAGUGUAAAAGACUUGGAAAAUACCCCAAACUUUACUGCCUUUCCUCAGUCAGGAGAAAGACUUAAUGGGGAAUUAGAGCCAGACUAUGAAGCCAUUCAGACUGUACAUCGUGAAGAAGACAGAAAUGGUUUGGUCCACAACAGCAGCCAAUCAGGUCUCUCACAAGAGAAUGACUAUGAGAGUAUUGGGGACUUACAGCAAAACAAAGAUGUCACAAGGCUUUAAUGAAGUCAAACACAAGUUUGUGGGGACUGGUUUUAUCAGCAUGAGCAUCAGGAGAUCCAUGCUGGACUCACUCCACAUCUUUAUCACUUUUACACUUGACUCACAGUUGAACAUAUGAAAUUGUGUCCAUGGAAAAGGAAGCAUUUCAUUGGAAGUGAAAGGUGAUACAAAAUCUCAACAUAGGGUGUCUGAUCAGUGAUGGCUGCUUCAAACAUGGCAAAGGAUCUUGUAGAUGCAACCUCACUCUGCAGAGUGUGAAAAGGGCAGUUGUUCCUUUUGAAAGACAGAGAGACGCCAAGUAGAAAAUGAGCAUUUAGAAAGAAAAGACUUUAUACAUAUUUCGCCAAAAUGUACAAUGUUAGUUGAUAACAUCAAGACCACAGUAGAAAAGCAGUAUUUGGUAAAAAGUGCCAUACUUAUUACUUGCUGUACUUGCCAGGGCUGGGAAUUAAUGCUGGAUUGCAUAUUCCAUCUUACUUAGCAGAGCCAAUGUUGAAGAAUGCUGGGAGUUGCAGUUCAAUCACAUCAAAAGGGCUGCAUGAUUCCCAUCCAUGCUCCAUACAGAGAGCAUGGUGAGGAAGGGAACAUGCACAUUCAUGCUAUUAUUUUAAAAAUCACUUUUCAUUUUUCACUUUUCUUUAAAACAUUAUAUUGUCAUUCAUUUCAAACACUUUUAUAACAUUGGACGGGAAGAUGUAAACAUUCUUAGGUCGCAAGUCUGCAUGACGCAGCAUAGUGUAGUAGUUUCCCAUAAGGAACUGUGGUAUGCUGAGCUGUUUAUUAUUCUUUCUGGACCUACCAUGGACUUCCAAGGUCCUCCAGAGGUCUCAGCAGCUGCUUACAGGGACAUAGCCAGACACUAUAUAAUCCAAUCCUCUUCCUUGCUCUCUCAGAAUGGGGCAGGGGUUGUGGUGGCUGGUAUGCACAGUAUUUCCUGACUUCAAAUUAAUGGCUAUUUUUUUAGUAAGAUGUUUAAUACAGCCAUGGGGACUUCUGGCAUUGACGUAAGCAUGCAAUCCUGACUUUAAAUACCUUUAGCUUUGUCUUUUUCUGAAGAAGUGGAAAGAACAUAUCAUUGCAUAGAACGAAAAUUGUGUUUGUGAGGGAUCUGCUAGUCAGUUUCUGUGAAACAACAGUAAAUAUGUUUGAAGGUAGUUUACAUUUGCUCUGUUGUAGUCUGUACAAUAUUGUCAUUCUUAACUGAUCUACUCUUGAAUUAAUCAUUCUGUCCAUUCUUUAGCAUCAUUUAUCUCACUGUUUGCAAUCUUUUACACACAAUCACUUUUGCCUUGGAUAUUUACUAGAUUACACAAACAGGCUGCAAACUUUUGCAUCAGAUGCACUUCCCACACAAGCAGGUAUUUCAAUCAUGUUUAAGAAAUACCUUUUUAGAUGAAAUAAUAAGUAAAAUUAUAGUUAACCAUAGAGUCUGGAGUGUUAUGGUAAUAUGGCCAUUUUUGGAGAUAACAGUAUUCAAGAUAUUAGCCUAAAGCAGGUUAUAAACAUUAAGUUGCUUAAUUAAAAUGAAAUUUCAGGCUAAAAAAGGUGAGGGUUGCUAACAUAUUCAGACAUUGGUUUCAAUUUUGUUUUGGUUUUCAUUCUCAGAAUCACUGGGCAACACUGACACUCACCAAGUCAACUUCAUGUUGGAACUAAGAAACUUUUAGCUAUUUGCUGGCAUUGAACUUCCUUCUCUAUAUCCAGGCAAAAAUUUCAGAAAGCUUUUAGUCUUUUAGCAACAUAAAGUAACCAUUCUUUUUGUGCAGGCUGCAGAGACACGCAAUUUUGUGUGAGCCCCGAAAAUAGUUGUAUGGUUUUCAUUGUGUUGAUGCAGCUAUUUUGUAAACAGUUUUUCCUAUUAUCCAUACAGCAGAAUUAUCAUAUGACCAUGAGAAAAUGUGCUUUGGAUAGCCUUGCAUAUAGACAAAUGGAAGUCAGUUUCCAAAAUGUCACAGCUUGCCUUCUGAUAUUGUUUAUAACUCCAUAGAUGUCACAUGCCAUAGUUGUCAACUUUGUUUUAGGGUAACUCAUAGGAUUUUCAUGGCAAGAUUUAUUCAGAGGAAGUUUGCUAUUGCUUUCUUCUUAGGUUGAGAGAAUGCCACUUGCCAAGGUCACCCAUUGGGUUCUGUGGCUGAAGGGAAUUCCAGCCCUGGUCUCCCAAGGGAAUACUAGUCCAACACGCUACCUCUAUACCACACUAGCUCAUAUCCAUAUCACUGCUAUCUAACUACAGCUGUAACAGUGUGCAUUGAGUGGGGAGGAGGAAUGCAUUUUCUCCAAAAUUUGUUCAGCUGAUUCACAGAGCUGACAAAGGGUGUAGCUUUUAAGGGCUCCCUGCAUGUAUUAAAGCAUUUUUGUAGCACUAAAUAUUGUAACAUGUGAGUGAGAGUGAAGCAUCUCCAAACAUUCAGAAGGAUGUGGCGGACAUGCUGUAAGGAGGUGAGGAAUGCAUGAAAUAGCUUUAUGCAUUAAGGGCAACCUUGGAAAGAAAAAAAAUAACCCAUUCUUGUUCUCUAGAUUCUUUCUGGAGCUACUUUUUCCAGAAGAUACACUACAGCUGACUUGCAGCCUUAUCCCAAACAUCCUUUCAAGUUGUAUGAACAUCAGUGAUAUCAACUGCCAUGUCAUAAUUUGGUCACAUUAACCUGCUAUAGCAUGAUUUGAGUGCCUGUCAACUAAAGCAGGCUUUCUUUACAUUACAUCCAGCAACUGGAGCCCAUUUCAAAUGCUCUCUAUCUGACUGGUUGGCUAUAGCAAUGUUUUAGGCAUCUUGCUUCAGGCAUCAUUCCUACUGAGUGGAAAGCAUCAUCCAUAGUAUUACCAGGUACUCCAGGAGUCACUUAAGGCAUCAUAUCUGUCCUGUGUUGGUGAUCCAUGGAUGAAGCCACCCUAAGCAUUACAAGUGCAAAUUCUCUCCCAUAUGGAGAUUUCUUCAUGUGGCAGUUGUAGCAUUUAAACUGAAGACUUGAAACGUCAGUACAUGAGCCAUUAUUGGACAGAAUGGUGAUCUUGAUAAUGUCAACUGUCAUGGCUUUCCAGACAAAUAUGCUUGCGUAUACAUCUGGGAACUGAAAUUUCAAGAUGAAAUUGAGUUACAACACAUUUUCCAUAGAAACCUUAAAGAGCAAAUGUAUUAAAGUUCUUUACUGCUG
Molecule: messenger RNA, 5246 nt
Organism: Sceloporus undulatus (fence lizard)
Lineage: Eukaryota; Metazoa; Chordata; Lepidosauria; Squamata; Phrynosomatidae
Gene: PAG1
Product: phosphoprotein membrane anchor with glycosphingolipid microdomains 1
Exons: 12
Coding region: 817-2094 (425 amino acids)
Biological process (GO): intracellular signal transduction; negative regulation of T cell activation
Cellular component (GO): plasma membrane; membrane raft
Source: RefSeq, a predicted model, not a curated record